Alternaria ventricosa is the source of this 1464-nucleotide messenger RNA. RefSeq lists its product as uncharacterized. The coding region runs from base 1 to 1464 and encodes 487 amino acids. Gene Ontology annotation, molecular function: transmembrane transporter activity. Gene Ontology annotation, biological process: transmembrane transport. The transcript is spliced from 4 exons. Gene Ontology annotation, cellular component: membrane. The record is from RefSeq and is a predicted model, not a curated record. NCBI's taxonomy places the organism in Eukaryota, Fungi, Ascomycota, Dothideomycetes, Pleosporales, Pleosporaceae.
AUGAACAGCGACGACGAGUAUAAGCAGGACACCGUUCACAAGGAAGCGAUUAGUCCAACGGCUACGGACAACAAUGUCACCGACUAUGCUUACGAUCAAGUUGAGGAGAAGAGGCUGAUCCGCAAGGUCGAUUGGAGGCUGCUUCCUAUCUUGGGUGCCCUGUAUUCCAUUGCGCUCAUAGAUCGCACAAAUAUCUCCAAUGCUCGAGUUGCUGGAAUGGGUCCGGAUCUCAACCUACAGAUCGGAGAUCGAUACACUAUCGUCUUGGUUCUAUUCUUUCCAACGUACUUCCUGCUUGAACUUCCAUCCAAUAUCGUCCUUCGCAAAAUUGGCAGCGCCAAUUGGCUAGCUUUCAUCGCCGUAUCAUGGGGUGCUGUUAUGAUCGGUCAGGGCUUCGUCGAAAGCUGGAUCUCACUUGCCAUAUGCCGCGUUUUACUUGGAGCGUUCGAAGCCGGGUUCUUCCCCGGAUGUGUAUACCUCAUUACCUGCUGGUACCGCCGCUAUGAAACACAGAAAAGACUAGGUGGCUUCUACCUCUUUUCCGUCGGCAUUGGUGGCCUCGCAAACAUCCUUGCAUAUGGUCUCAUGCAGAUGGAAGGUGUUGGCGGUCUCCGCGGCUGGAGAUGGAUCUUCAUCAUAGAGGGCAUCCUGACCUGUGUUGUCGCGAUCGCGGCCUGGUUCAUCAUUCUGGACUUUCCCGACAAAGCUGAGAGGAAAGGUUUCCUCACUUCCGCGGAAGCUGCUGUCAUCAUGCAGCGUAUCGAAGACGACCGAGGCGACUCGAUAGCGGAUCCUUUAACCUGGGCCAAGUUCUGUUACCACUUGAAAGACCUCAAGCUAUGGGCGUACGCCACGUUGUUCAUGUCGACUACUAUGCCAGCCUAUGCUUUCAGUUAUUUCCUCCCGGUCAUCCUUCUCGGCAUGGGCUAUUCUCCUGGUCAGGCGAACGCUCUAUCCGCACCACCUAGUCUGUUUGCGAUGUUCACAGCCUUCGGUUUCGCAUGGCUAGGAGACAAAUACCGCCUUCGUGCUCCUGUCAUCGCUGCACAAUCGAUCCUCGCCAUCAUCGGUCUCAUGAUCGUAGCAUAUGCUAGAAACAACGGGGCAAGGUACUUUGGCUCAUUCCUCGGAGUAUGCGGCUGCCAGGGUAACGUCCCGGCAAUUCUCGCGUACCAAAGCAACAACAUCCGUGGCCAAAGUAAGCGGUCUGUCGGAAGCGCUCUCCAGAUCGGUUUCGGUGCAAUCGGCGGUAUUCUUGCGUCAACGACUUUCGUUCAAGAAGAAGCUCCAACAUACAUUACGGGUCUCUGGGUAACGACUGGUCUUCAAAUCUACAUCCUGCUAGUGUUGUGCUGCACUACGACAUACUUCUUGAGGAAGAACAAGAUAGUAGACCGGCAGAGGGCUAAUGGAGAGCCGAUGGAUGAGAACGAAGGCCAAGCUGGGUUCAGGUAUACCAUAUAA